GCCAGUCGUAUCGACAACAGGCACCCAGACCGACCCACUAUCCAUGGCAGAGGUUGAGGCGAUCCGCUCGUACGUCUGCGUGACAACUUGCAAGGACACGGGUGAUUUGAAUGUCAAAUUCUCCAACAGGAUAAAUCCUUUCAUCACGCGAAAAGGGGUGAAAGAGACCCUCCGCAUGCGGUUGGCGCAAGUCACCAAACAGCAAGAGAUGGCAAAGGACCUCGAAAAAAAGGUGGCUGAGGCUUUACAAUUGCUUCAAGCCGAAAAAAAUAAAAUCGAAUCGAGCAUUCAAGCUAUCAGAGAGGAAGAAAUAGCCGAAGAAGAGGAGAAGAGAAGAAAGGAGGAAGAAGAAGCAAAGUUGCAAGAAAAGGCAAGGGCUGCUUCAUUGGCCAAACAGCAACAAGACGAUGAAGCCCGAAAGUUGGCUUAUCGGAAGCAAGUCACCCUGGAUAAACAGAUACAAAUCCAUGUAAAUCAACACCAUUCACCAGAAGCGCCACCGAAAGCACCAUCAAAGAAACGACCUCGAGAGAAAGACACCAAGAAGACACCAGGAAAGAAGGCGUGCACAAAGUCAGGCAAGAACAAGAAAAAAGUUAAGGAAAAUUUUACACCAGCAGAAGAAAAUGCAAUCAUAACGGCUGCGAUAAAUAAUUGGAAAACAAUUAUACUAGGAGGACAAGGAGGAAAAAUACUCGGCGCUGUACAAAGCUGUAAAUGCAAUGUCCAUGCCAUUAGAUAUUAAAAAUCUUAAACAGGCCUGAGCGAAGAAAAAUUAUUACGCGUGCCCAGAUAUCCUUCUUUUACAAUUUUUCAUGCGCACUUUUCCAUCGGUAUUAAAAUAAAAUGACUUGGUAAUAUUUCGUAUUCUGCAAUA
Trichogramma pretiosum is the source of this 877-nucleotide messenger RNA. Its product is annotated as caldesmon-like. Lineage: Eukaryota; Metazoa; Arthropoda; Insecta; Hymenoptera; Trichogrammatidae. The record is from RefSeq and is a predicted model, not a curated record. The transcript is spliced from 4 exons. The coding region runs from base 44 to 745 and encodes 233 amino acids.